Molecule: messenger RNA, 1215 nt
Organism: Cannabis sativa
Lineage: Eukaryota; Viridiplantae; Streptophyta; Magnoliopsida; Rosales; Cannabaceae
Exons: 1
Coding region: 117-710 (197 amino acids)
Source: RefSeq, a predicted model, not a curated record
CACACCCACCACUUUCAAAAAUCACAAACUGUCUCUCAUUCUCAAUCUCAUUCCUUUUCUCUGUCGUUUUUAAUCUUUCACUGUCGUUUUGUUUUAGUACUACUACUCACAUUACAAUGCCGAGGAAAAGUAAUGACGUGGCAGGGCGAGCUUGGAACAUCCUCCGUUUAGCGCUGUUAUGGGCGAGGAAAGGCGGAGUGUUUAAACGGCGUUUGAUGACGGAGCUCCGUUUGUUACCGAAACUCAUGAAGAGUAUCGGCCACGACACUCCCAAGGACAGAAUCCGUUACGGCGAGCGCCAGCUAUCGUUCGAUAAGACCCCGAUUUUCCCGGCCAUAAAGAUUAACGGAUCUUCGUCGAUGAGACACUUCCACAUCCCUUGCCUGAACCCGCCCACAGUAGAUUUCGACUACGACUUUGACGGUCAAGACGACGACGUUUAUUACGGAGGCUAUUGUAAAAAUAACAGUAAUAAUGAUGAUAAAGAAAAUGAUGGUGGUAGAAAGAGUUUUCUGAUCAAGGGUGGAGAUGGUGAUGUUAAUAAUGAUGAUAAUGAAUUUGUACCGUACGAUCAGGAAGAGAAUAUUGAUACGAAGGCAGAGGAGUUCAUAACGAAGUUUUAUCAACAGAUGAAAAUGCAAAGACAGAUUUCUUAUUUGCAGUACAACAAUGAGACUAUUACCACAACUCCCAGAAGAAGCAUUUGUUAAGUUUUUAUUGUUACUAAUAUUAUUUUUGGGUUGAGGAGGGUAUUAUUGUUAUGUUUUUAUUAUUAUUGCGGCAUUUUGUAGAUAUACUUCAUUAUUAUUAUUUUUAAUAAUAAUGAUAAAAAUGUAGAGAGAAUAAAUAAUGUUUUUUUUUUUUAUGUUCAAUCGAGUUUAUGUUUCGUAAAGAUCAAAGUCUCCAACAGAAGAAAUUAUGAUAGAAAAAGGUUAUGAUUUGGUUGGUUAAUUUGGUGUUGGAUUGGAAUUGGAAUUGCACUGACAUUAUUUUGUUUUUGGUUGGGACGUUAAAUUUGACAGCUCAUAUAAUAAUAUAUAAUAUGUUAUUUGAAAUGUUAAUAGGAUGGUCACCUUCCAAUUUAAUAUAAAAUGUUACUCAUUUUAAUUUAAUAAAAUAAGUAAAUAGCAUUAUAAAUACUUAUAAUUUUAUGUUUAUGUUUGUAAGUGGCAUAAAUCAAAUAUUUAUUUUUAACAGCAUAAAUACUCAUUAUUU